AUGUCGGCACUCAGCGCGCUGCCCUUCCUGAAGCCGGUCCAGCUGCGGUCGCCCCGCGGCUCGCCCGGGGGCCAGCGCCGGCACACGCUGCCCGCCAGCGAGUUCCGCUGCCUCAGCCCCGAGGAUGCUGUCAGCGUGUUCGAGAUCGAGCGCGAAGCCUUUAUAUCAGUUUCUGGGGACUGUCCCCUGCACCUGGAUGAGAUCCGCCACUUCCUGAACCUGUGCCCGGAGCUGUCCCUCGGCUGGUUUGAGGAAGGGAGGCUCGUGGCUUUCAUCAUUGGCUCCCUCUGGGACCAGGAGAGGCUCAGCCAGGCAGCGCUGACCCUGCACAAGCCGCAGGGCUCGGCCGUGCACAUCCACGUGCUGGCCGUGCACCGCACCGUGCGCCAGCAGGGCAAGGGCUCCAUCCUGAUGUGGCGCUACCUGCAGCACCUGCGCUGCCUGCCCUGCGCCCGCCGCGCCCUGCUCAUGUGCGAGCCCUUCCUCGUGCCCUUCUACCAGAAGUGCGGCUUCCAGGCGCUGGGGCCCUGCCAGGUGACCGUGGGGGAGAUGGCCUUCGUGGAGAUGCAGCACCCCGUGCGGGGGCACGCCUUCAUGCGCAGGAACAGCGGCUGCUGAGGCCUGGCCGGCCUGGGGGUGACAGGCUGCAGCCCCCCUCCAUCCCCACGCUGUGAUCCGUCGUCCCCAGCUGGCCCUGGAUACAGCUGCUCCCUCUGCCACUUCUGCCUGCCAGCCACACCGGCCUGGCCCCGUCCCAUCCCUGCGGGGCUGGGCACAGGAAUUCCUGCCUGAUCCUGCUGGAAGCAUCGGCUCCCUGGGCUCUGCUGGCAGGUCUGGGUGGGCUGCAGGGCCACGAGCCCCCUGGGAUGGAAAGGCUUUGCCCUGGGAAUGGCUGGGGGGCUCUGCUGGUUUGAGGACACUUCCACCCACCACGGUUUGCUGAGACACCCAGCAGAGCCUCUGCAAACACGUGCCCCUGCCUGGCACCCCUCCCACCAUCACAGCCACCACGAGUGGAGCACACCAUGGCCAAGCCCUCCCUGAGCAGCCCCC
Molecule: messenger RNA, 1053 nt
Organism: Onychostruthus taczanowskii (white-rumped snowfinch)
Lineage: Eukaryota; Metazoa; Chordata; Aves; Passeriformes; Passeridae
Gene: AANAT
Product: aralkylamine N-acetyltransferase
Exons: 3
Coding region: 1-618 (205 amino acids)
Biological process (GO): melatonin biosynthetic process; response to light stimulus; circadian rhythm
Cellular component (GO): cytoplasm
Molecular function (GO): aralkylamine N-acetyltransferase activity
Source: RefSeq, a predicted model, not a curated record